AUGGAACUUGAGCACAAGGCAUAUUGGGCUAUUAAGCACCUCAAUUUUGACUACCAAGUAGCGGGAGAGAGGCGAAAGCUGCAGUUGAAUGAACUGGAAGAAAUAAGGAAUGAUGCUUAUGAGAAUGCAAAGAUUUACAAGGAUAAGACCAAGAAAUUUCAUGAUGCUCACAUCCUUCGUAAAGAGUUUCAACCGGGUCAGAAGGUUUUGCUUUGUAAUUCGAGACUGAAACUAUUCCCAGGAAAGCUCAAAUCACGUUGGAAUGGUCCAUAUCGUGUUGUACAGGUCCAUCUUCAUGGGGCUGUGGAUAUCCAAAACAUGCAAACUGGUUUUGUCUUCAAAGUUAAUGGACAUCGCUUGAAGUUAUACAAGGAGUCUCCAUAUGAUCUUGCCAAGGAUUCCAUCACUUUGAAGGAACCUGUCCCCAAUCGAAUUCGAGCUGGUGGGAAUGAAUACAUUGACUUUAGGAUGCUCAACGCCCCAAUCAGGAAGGAUUACUAUUCCCUUCCAUUCAGAGAGCCAAUGUAUGAGUAUUUUGAGGAGCAUGCCGUGGAGGACAUACCCCUUCAUACCUUGGGUCCUAUUCAAGCUUAG
This is a messenger RNA of Malus domestica (apple), 594 nucleotides long. The record is from RefSeq and is a predicted model, not a curated record. Lineage: Eukaryota; Viridiplantae; Streptophyta; Magnoliopsida; Rosales; Rosaceae.